GAGAAAGCUCUCCUGCAACAAUACUACACAAGCAAACCUUAUAACAUGCAGCACAGUAUAAGGAAAUCAGAAGCUGAGGAUGUUGCUGCAGAGAGGAAAAAACAGGCUGUAGUAGAACAAGUGAUGGUCGAUCAGUUAUCUAGAGCUGUUAUAAGUGACCCAGAGCAAUCCACACGUGCUGAUGUUUGCAAGGAGGCUCAUGGACUUGUGGGACCUGGAACAGCACCAAUGCGUGUCAGAAAAAGAACUCUGCAUGAAACAAAAAUAAGGACCGAAUCAGGAUUAACUGAAAACAUGCUCUCUAACAAGCUACGCUUUGACAGUAGGAUUAUAUCAAGAAAUGGUCAUGAUGCUUGUAGAGAAUUGAUUGGAUUUUUUUUUGCAUGUGACAGAUCCCUCACUGUGUAUGAAUUUCGUCAGUUUGGAAAAAAUAGAACAAAUGUCUUGCCCUUCAUUCAGAAGGGAGUUUAUCAACAUCAACGUGGACAACGGAAAGGAAAAGCUUAUGAUCUUAGUGACUUCUAUAUUGGAGCUAAUUUAACUUUCCGAAGUGCUGAUCAUAACCUUCCAGAAAGUGUUAAGCAGAACCCAUUUCUUACCCUUCGUGUCAUAAGUAUUGAUGAAGCAGCUAUGGAUUUUCUCAAGCACACUUCAGGUAAACGUUGUGUCCUUUAUUUCUCUAAAUCCUCAGGUAUACUCAGAGAGACACUAAGUAAAAGAGGAGUUCGAGUUAUAAUGGGCUUAGGAAAGUAUUUCCGACAAGUAGACAAAAACAGAAAUGGUUUUCUCUCUCAGGCAGCCUUUAAAGAGGCUCUAAAAGUAUUCCAUUUGGAAGUGCCUGAAGGGGACUUUGAAUCCUUAUGGCUUAUUCUUGAUGAUAGCAAGAGUGAUAAAGUUGACUAUGGAGAAUUUACACGUGCUGUAAUUGGAGAAAUGAAUGAAUAUAGGAAGGCAUUUGUAAGAAAAGCUUACAUGAAACUAGAUUUCAACAAAACUGGGAGCGUGCCUAUGGUAGAUAUCAGAAAAUGUUACUGUGCAAAGAAACACCCCCUAGUACUGGCAGGCAAAGCUACAGAAGAAGAAAUUACAUCGUCGUUUUUAGAAACAUUAGGAGAGUCCUGCAGCAACCCCAGUGAAGUGUCCUAUGCCGAGUUCGAAGAUUACUAUGAAGGAUUAAGCAUUGGAAUCCUGGAUGAUGAUGAUUUUGUUAAUAUCUUGAGGAACCCUUGGGGAAUUUAGAGUGGAAGACUGCAAAAAUGAAGAAGAGACAUUUUCUAAACAAGAGUGAGCUUAAUAAGGGAGGAUUUAGUCUUGAUGUGCGUUACUUCAGAAUUAGUGUCUUAAACUGAUUUCAGGGACUGAAAAUUUUAGGUGCUUUCAGAAUAAUACAUGGCAAAUUUCUUAGAGUGUCUGUUGAGCUAUGCUAACCACUUUUUUAAUAUAAAUGCUGUUCAUUCCUUUUAAUUUGAAUUAAUAAAAGCUGUUUCCCAUUCCAGAAUGCAUAAUUUACUUAAUAUUAGAAUAAAGUGGCCUAUUUUAAAAUAAGAGGGAAUUAGAAUACUAAAAUGCAUGACAGGAUAUAUGCAACAGAAAAUUUAGCUUUAUGAUGCAUUGCAAAAAGCUUUAGAUUUGACUGCAUAAAUAUCAGUGGUAGCAUUUCC
Messenger RNA from Merops nubicus (carmine bee-eater), 1661 nucleotides. Its product is annotated as calcyphosin-2-like. The record is from RefSeq and is a predicted model, not a curated record. NCBI's taxonomy places the organism in Eukaryota, Metazoa, Chordata, Aves, Coraciiformes, Meropidae. Gene Ontology annotation, molecular function: calcium ion binding. The transcript has 11 exons. Bases 46 to 1239 code for a protein of 397 amino acids.